Molecule: messenger RNA, 2951 nt
Organism: Gopherus flavomarginatus (Mexican gopher tortoise)
Lineage: Eukaryota; Metazoa; Chordata; Testudines; Testudinidae
Gene: KCNAB2
Product: potassium voltage-gated channel subfamily A regulatory beta subunit 2
Exons: 16
Coding region: 463-1566 (367 amino acids)
Biological process (GO): regulation of action potential; potassium ion transport; transmembrane transport
Cellular component (GO): cytoplasm; membrane; voltage-gated potassium channel complex
Molecular function (GO): voltage-gated potassium channel activity; transmembrane transporter binding; potassium channel regulator activity
Source: RefSeq, a predicted model, not a curated record
CAGUUAGUGUAUAUUGGCUGGCAGAGUGAAACUUGCCGAGUCAGGAUUUGAGACCCGCAUAAGAUAUUUUUGCUGCAGUAAUAGCAAAGGGUUUUAUUUACUUCUGCCUGUACUCCGUUGAAUGGAUUUCAGCCUGGCCGUGAGACUAGACUAAUUGGCUUUUUUCAGAGAGUGAAAGGGAAUGGGGUAAAAAUAACGAAAUAAAAUACCUCCUGUAUUUGUAUCCAGCUGUCUUGGUUGCUCAUGGUCCCAGUGGAUUGGUACUUCACACUGUCUGUCUUCUAGGUUCUUUAGAACCUCCUUCUCUGCCAGUUUGUUUUUUAGUUGAUUUUUUUUUUCCAAUUGCACAUCUUCAUUCCUGGAAAAAAAUCCAUUCAAAAUUUGAGUUGAAUUUUUGUGUCCUCUGAUCGUAAGGCAAGAAGGUAAAAGAGAAAACUGAUCUUGAAGACUGAGGCUGGCUCAAUGUAUCCAGAAUCUACCACUGACUCCCCUGCUCGACUCUCGCUACGACAGACUGGCUCUCCAGGGAUGAUUUACAGUGCUCGAUAUGGGAGUCCCAAACGACAGCUCCAGUUCUACAGAAAUCUUGGGAAAUCGGGGUUGCGAGUGUCCUGCCUUGGCUUAGGAACAUGGGUGACGUUUGGAGGGCAGAUUACAGAUGAGAUGGCAGAACAGUUGAUGACUUUAGCAUAUGACAAUGGCAUUAACCUGUUUGACACAGCAGAAGUCUAUGCUGCUGGGAAGGCUGAAGUUGUGUUGGGAAAUAUUAUUAAGAAGAAGGGUUGGAGGCGCUCUAGCCUGGUCAUAACAACCAAAAUCUUCUGGGGAGGAAAAGCAGAGACUGAGAGGGGACUCUCCAGAAAACACAUCAUAGAAGGUCUGAAGGCUUCCUUAGAACGGCUGCAGUUAGAGUACGUGGAUGUCGUGUUUGCUAACAGACCAGAUCCCAACACACCCAUGGAAGAGACGGUGAGAGCAAUGACCCAUGUUAUCAACCAGGGAAUGGCCAUGUACUGGGGAACGUCGCGCUGGAGCUCCAUGGAGAUCAUGGAAGCUUACUCAGUGGCACGGCAGUUUAACCUAAUCCCGCCGAUUUGUGAGCAAGCCGAGUACCACAUGUUCCAGAGGGAGAAGGUGGAGGUGCAACUCCCUGAGCUCUUUCACAAGAUCGGGGUUGGUGCCAUGACCUGGUCCCCGCUGGCCUGUGGAAUUGUUUCUGGAAAAUAUGAUGGCGGAAUCCCUCCUUACUCUAGAGCAUCGCUGAAGGGAUACCAGUGGCUAAAAGACAAGAUCCUGAGCGAAGAGGGAAGGAGACAGCAAGCAAAGCUGAAGGAGCUGCAAGCCAUUGCAGAGCGCCUGGGAUGCACCCUGCCACAGCUCGCCAUCGCCUGGUGUCUGAGGAAUGAAGGAGUCAGCUCCGUUUUGCUAGGCGCUUCCAGUGCAGACCAAUUAAUGGAGAAUAUCGGAGCAAUACAGGUUCUUCCAAAAUUGUCCUCUUCCAUUAUACAUGAGAUUGAUAGUAUUUUGGGCAAUAAACCAUACAGCAAAAAGGACUACAGAUCCUAACUGUGCCUACUGGCCCCCUGGACUCACUCUCAACUCCUAGCCUUCUGUUUGCUUGCUUAAGCUUUACUAAAGCCAAUUGAAGAGUGUGAUUGGCAUCAAAAGAAUACAACAUGGCAAGAUGUGUUAGAGAAAUUGUGUAAAAUGUUGCUGCAAGAUGACAUAUGCUUAUUAUGUAACAUUUAUUUUGAAUGCAAGAAGAGUCACAGAUUGGGAAGGGUAUGUCAGAGCUGUGAUUUUACCCUCGAUGAUUGGCCUCUGUGCUUCCUUUUUUAAAAGAAGAAACUACUUUUUUCACAAACACACACAGAAUAUCACUGCUUUUUGUUAAUUCCAGCUCCUAUACAAUGUGCUUGACUAUUCAGAUCUGACACAUACACCAUUUAACUGGAAGAAUUAGAGUCUCCGUUUCAAAAGCAAUGCUGGCUUUACAAGGAUCUGGCUAAUGUGAGUGUGGAGGACUGUCUGUGGUAACAUCUAGGCUGUUUUGAGAAACAGCUGUUUCGAGAGUACUGCUUGCAUCUCCUAACUGGUUCUGUUCUUUAGUUCACUCUGUAUUUGUUUCUGUUGGAGAAGAUUGUAUUUUUUGAAGUAUUCAAAGUGAAUCAGCCAAGUUCUUGGCAAGCAGCUGUAAGAGUUCAUGCUCCACGAUUCAGUAGCCUCCCCAAGGCCUGCACUGGGGUUGGGCGUGUUUGUCUCAAUGCUUUUUUUUAUUUUUCUGGUGCCUCAUGUUGACCUUCCAAGGUGGCGUUGCUAAUCACACAAGGCCUGAGCCCGCUCAGUUCCAGUCAGGGGGCUUUCUCUCCCUAUGAACAGGCUAUGUCCUCAGCCCAAGCACCUGUUGGCCUCAGUCGGCUUCCUGGCGUUUUGCUGAGGACAGAGUGCAGGAUGCAGUUUGUGGCUUUGAAGAGAAGUGGCGUGUUGGCGUUGAAGGCAUUCCAGUAAGAAUCCCUCACCGUGCUAGUGCUUUUCUCUCUAGCAGGCAGUGCUAUUUUAACAUGAGCAUCUUGCAGGUUUCAUUAUUUCCUCCAUAAUUCACUCAGGUCUAGGUUCUCAUUGUAAACUUCAGAUUAGUUGUAAAUGUUUAGUAUAAACAUUGUACAUGUGAAACAGUGUAACUGCUUAGUAUGAAAGAGAGCAGAGACCUUCAAUUAAUCUGUCCAGGAAACAUUCCACUUGAAUUUUAGAUGCUUGAUUUCCUUAACACCCAGAAUCGAAUGAGAGAUUUCGUAAGCAACCUCUCGACCUGCCUGAACCUGUCAUUGCUUUAAAAGGAGCAGGGCAGACAGGGAUUUAGUUUACAUGUGUUCCGAGGACAAUCAUAGAGAAUCGUUACCAGCUGCACACAAUAAAUGAUGGUAAUGAGCUAUUUAAUCCUAGUACCAAGA